Molecule: messenger RNA, 1252 nt
Organism: Paramisgurnus dabryanus
Lineage: Eukaryota; Metazoa; Chordata; Actinopteri; Cypriniformes; Cobitidae
Source: RefSeq, a predicted model, not a curated record
GUCAUCACAUCGCGACGAUCUUCUGCACGCGCUGUGCUGCUGAAGGAUCUGGAAGUUUCUGGUUUCGAGCUCGUGUGUUUAUAAUAACGGAGCGGCGUUCAUACACAUCAACAUUGCUGCUAGAUACCUAAGACAUACAUCAUUAUUACAAGAUGGCAGAAGGCAGGGGUAACAGGCGUCAGCCCCAUAAUUUGCAGGGUGUGCUUCAGAUGGCUGUGGAGGCCGGUUCUGCUUCUGAUGGUCCGGCUCCUUUAGAGCCCAUGACACAGGAGAGAAUGGAGUUUUUGAGAGGAGCCCUCGCCGACGUGUGUAAAGGUCAGAUGGAUGAGGUUGAACAGAUGAAACGCUGUUUGGAAGUGUUGGGAAGAGAUGAAUGCAAAGAGAGAGGGAGUGAAAAAGAUGUGGAGGAGGAAGACGAAAGAGAGGAAGCACUGGAGGUGCUGUCUGAGCUCUGCGAGAAUCUGGACAACGCAAGAGAUCUGAUGAAGUUGGGCGGUCUGGAUUUCUGUAUGGCACAAUGUCUCUGUCACUCGGAAGCGGGGAUUCGAUGGAGAGCCGCUCAGCUCAUCGCCAGCUGUGCCCAGAAUAUGCCUGAGGUGCAGUGCUACCUGCUCAACCAGGGGGCGCUAUUGUCACUACUAAAACUUACGGAUCACGACACAAACAGCACAGUUCGAGUUAAAGCACUCUACGCUGUAUCUUGUUUAGUACGGGAACAGGAAGCAGGUCUGCAGGAUUUCCUGAAACAUGACGGCUUUUCAGUGCUGAUGAGAGGAAUGCAGUCAGACAGUGAGAAACUAAGAACUAAAUCAGCAUUUCUUCUCCUCAACCUUCUGACCAGUCACCCAGAACACAAAGAUACAGUGUUGUCUAUGGGGAUGGUGCAACAGCUGGUGGCAGUUCUCCGAACCCCUCUUUCCUCUGUUCAUGAACACGUCCUCGGCACCCUCUGCUGUUUGGUUGAAGACUGUCCCCGUGGUGUGAGUGAUUGUAGAGACCCAUCACUGGGUUUGGAAGAGCUGCUUAACCAGCGAGUGCAGGACCUAAAGGGACGAGAGGAGAGCCUGGAGGAGCUGGAAUUUUGUCAACGUCUACGAGCAGCUUGUUUCCAAGGAAAACCUCUAGAGGACAAUGGAAUGGAUCGCUGAGAUCUUAUUGCUGGUCAAUAAUUGUUCCUGCCACGCAGUGAUGAGUUACACCAAAAGAGCAACCAGACCUGUAUUUCCUCUCUAUUUAAGAGAGACAGAGUAGA